Messenger RNA from Acaulospora colombiana, 162 nucleotides. The record is from the annotation of a GenBank genome assembly. NCBI's taxonomy places the organism in Eukaryota, Fungi, Glomeromycota, Glomeromycetes, Diversisporales, Acaulosporaceae.
AUGAACAUCCGUCCUUGUGAUUUGUCGUGUAGUCUUAACUCAAAAUCUUGCCCGGUAAUCUCAUUUGUCCAGGGUGACGCCGCCAAUGGAGGUGUCCCCCAGGGAUAUUUCCCUCAUCUACCCGUAAAUCCAUCUGAUGCGUGCAUAAUACAAUAUCUCUAG